UAUUCUGCGCUCGAGCGUACAGCCUUGUGAAAGCCUGUGCGGGAAAAUGGGGGCGCGGAGAUAACGGUGUCGAAAAAAAAAAGACUUUAACCUGCAACUCCGGAAGCUUUGAGUCACUGUCUCUCUUAGUCUCUGUCUCAGUCUAUCUCUCUCUCUCUUUCUCUCAGUCUCUCUGUUCUGUCUCGGUGUCCCGAUACGCGGAAUUACGCUCCGGAGCCGCUCGCGCUGACGGACAUGAAGCGCGAGCACACAUGAAUUUGUCCCAACGCUGCAAACGGAGCGACAACAAAGGACUUGAGGUUCAAACUGCUGAGGAUUCCCAAAACCAAGACAUGAAGCCAAACCGGGUUUAAAAAGACUAGCGUGCGUGCCUGGACGAUUGUGUGUGCCUACCCGUCAUGGCUCGUGGCUCGGUGGAGCUGUUUCCCUCUACCGUCUUGUUCCUGCUGGCCGUCUUGCUCUCAACGCUGUCCAGCACUUGCCAUGCCUUAUCUUCCCCCAAGUUCACAAAGAUCCCGACAGAUCAGAUAGGAGUGUCCGGUGGUGUGGUGUCUUUCGUGUGUCAAGCUACAGGCGACCCGAAGCCACAGGUCGUCUGGAACAAAAAGGGCAAAAAGGUCAACUCCCAGAGGAUAGAGACCAUCGAGUUUGAUGAAGGAGCAGGGGCGGUGCUUCGUAUCCAGCCACUGCGAGCGCCGCGAGAUGAGAAUGUUUACGAAUGUGUGGCCCGGAACAGUGAGGGCGAAAUCGCAGUCACCUCCAAGCUGUCCAUUAUCAGAGAGGACCUGCUGCCAUUUGGCUUCCCCAGUAUAGACAUGGGUCCCCAGCUGAAGGUGGUGGAGCGGACGCGCACAGCCACCAUGCUCUGCGCUGCCAGUGGCAUCCCCGAUCCAGAGAUCUCCUGGUUCAAGGACUUUCUUCCCGUGGAGCCGGCGCUCAGCCAGGGCCGAAUUAAACAGCUUCGAUCAGGUGCCUUGCAGAUUGAGCGGACCGAGGAGACAGACCAGGGGAAAUAUGAGUGUGUAGCGUCAAACUCGCAAGGAGUGCGCUACUCCUCCCCGGCCAAUCUUUAUGUGAGAGUUCGCCGAGUUCCGCCUCGUUUCACCAUCCUGCCCUCGAGUCACGAGAUCAUGCCAGGAGGAAGUGUAAAUAUCACAUGUGUAGCAGUGGGUUCCCCCAUGCCCUACGUGAAAUGGAUGCUGAACUCUGAAGACCUUACGCCCGAAGACGAGAUGCCGGUCGGCCGGAAUGUUCUGGAGCUGAACGGCGUCCGUGAGUCAGCCAACUACACCUGCGUGGCCAUGAGCAGCCUGGGGAUUAUAGAAGCUGUGGCUCAGGUCAUCGUUAAAUCAUUACCCAGAGCCCCCGGGACCCCCAUUGUGACAGAGACAACUGCCACAAGCAUCACCAUCACCUGGGACUCUGGAAACCCUGACCCCGUGUCCUAUUAUAUCAUCCAGUACCGAGCAAAAUCACCCGAUAGCAAGUUCGAGACGGUGGACAGCAUCACGACAACACGCUACAGUAUUGGUGGCCUCUACCCCAACACUGAGUACGAGAUCCGUGUCUCUGCGUUUAACACCAUUGGUCAAGGCCCGCCCAGCAACAAGGUGGAGGCUAGGACCGGGGAGCAGGCACCUGCCAGCCCGCCUCGGAAUGUCCAGGCUCAAAUAAUCUCACCCAGUGCAGUGACUGUCAGGUGGGAGGAGCCUGAAGAACCCAAUGGCCAGAUAAAGGGCUAUCGAGUUUACUACACCAUGGAUCCCUCGCAGCCAAUGAGCAACUGGAAGAUCCAUAAUGUUCAGGAUAGUGUGAUCACCACCAUCCAGAGCCUGGCUCCAUCAGAGACCUAUACCAUCCGUGUGCUUGCUUUUACUUCUGUAGGAGAUGGACCCUUCUCUGACUCGGUGCACGUUAAAGUGCUUCCUGGGGUCCCAGGCCAGCCGGGGAAGUUCCGGGUGGGCAAAGUGAGAGAUACGAGCAUCGAGCUGAUGUGGGAUCCGCCUUUCUCCAAAGAGCCCAUCAAGAGCUAUGAGCUCAUUUACAGAGCUGCCAAGCAUGGUGCACAGGAGAAGAAAAGCUUCGAGCCCAAGUCCUCGUAUGUUGUUGAGGGUCUGCGAGCAAACACCGAGUACACCUUCUCUCUGGCGGCCAUUUCCAGCAAAGGCAUUGGCGCCUUCACCAACGAGAUCUUCCACCGCACUGCGCAAGCCAGGAGCACUCUGGGUACUGCAAGGGGACCAUGGGAACCUUCCUACCCAUUGUUUCCUCCACUUCUCUUGGAUGCUUCUGGAUUAUGGAAAAGCAGGAAAAAUCCAGGCACCAAUGCGAUAAAGACACGGGAAACCAUUGAUGCCAUCCACAAGCGCGUUGGUGGACGAUAUGUUCCCAGGAACUUCUCUGUGAAUCUGGCGACCAAGACAAGUGUGUUGCUAACGUGGGAGUUUCCCGAAAGCAGCUCCCCCUAUCGAUUUACUGUGGAGUACAACCGUCAAAAGAUGGAGGUGGAUGCUCGCUUGAGGAAGGCUGUGAUCCCGAACCUGAUGCCUGACACCAGCUACGAUUUCAAAAUCACCAGUCCUGAGGGCAACCUGGGAGGCCUGAGACACCGCAUCCAUGCCAAAACCUCACCUCCCAUGGUCAUCAAUCGGCCAGAGAUCGACCACAGUCGUGACACUGAGACCACCAUCACAAUCAUACUGCCAUCACUGGAUACCAGGAACAAUGUUAGGAAUAUCUAUGUGGUGGUGGUUCCUCUGAAGAGAGGCCGAGGAGGGAACCGGCAUCUAAAGAGCCCAGAUGAAAUGGAUUUGGAAGAGCUGUUGAAGGACAUUAGCCAGAAGCAGCAUGACCCACGGCAGAGGCAAGUGGACCUUCGUCGUGCGUACAUCACCGCUCGCUUCACUCCCUCCACCCUGCCUGCGUUCUUCACACUUGGGGACCAGCUGGACUACGGUGGUUUUGAUAACCGUGCUCUGGAAUCCGGCCAGGAGUACGUCUUCUUUAUCCUCGCUGAACUCAAUUCCACCACUGGGAAGAUGUUCGUUGCCAGCCCCUACACGGACCCGGUUAUUGCACCUGACUCAGACCCCCAGCCUCUGGAUGCUGGAGAUGGACUCAUCUGGGUGGUGGGACCCGUCCUAGCUGUUGUCUUCAUCAUCUGCAUCGUCAUCGCUAUCCUGCUGUACAAGAACAAGCGCAAAGACUCCGAGCCUGGCACCAAGUGUUUACUGAACAACGCUGAAAUGAUGGCUCAUCACCCCACCGACCCCGUCGAGAUGAGACGCAUCAACUUCCAGACGCCAGGUAUGAUGAGUCACCCCCCUAUUCCCAUCUCCGAGCUGGCAGAACACACCGAGCUUCUGAAGGCCAACGACAACCUCCGGCUCUCCCAGGAGUACGAGUCUAUUGAUCCCGGGCAGCAGUUCACAUGGGAGCACUCGAACCUGGAAGUGAACAAACCAAAGAACCGCUACGCUAACGUCAUCGCCUAUGAUCACACCAGAGUCAUCCUCGCACCAGUGAAUGGCAUUAUCGGUAGUGACUACAUCAAUGCAAACUACAUCGAUGGCUACAGGAAGCAGAACGCGUACAUCGCAACACAGGGCCCGCUGCCUGAAACGUUCGGAGACUUCUGGAGGAUGGUGUGGGAGCAGAGAGCUGCGUCGAUAGUGAUGAUGACUAAACUGGAGGAGAAAUCACGGAUAAAGUGCGAUCAGUAUUGGCCCAGCAGAGGAACGGAAACUUAUGGCCUGGUGCAGGUGACACUUCUGGACACCAUGGAGCUCGCAACAUUCUGUGUCCGGACACUCUCACUGCACAAGGGUGGCUGUAAUGAGAGGAGGGAGGUGCGACAGUUCCAGUUCACGGCAUGGCCUGAUCAUGGUGUUCCCGAGUAUCCUACUCCAUUCUUGGCUUUCCUUCGCAGAGUUAAGGCCUGUAAUCCUCCAGAUGCAGGGCCUAUUAUCGUUCACUGCAGUGCUGGCGUGGGACGUACAGGCUGCUUCAUCGUGAUCGAUGCCAUGCUUGAGCGUAUCCGUCACGAGCGCACAGUGGACAUCUAUGGUCACGUGACGCUGAUGCGUUCUCAGAGGAAUUACAUGGUGCAGACGGAGGAUCAGUACAGCUUCAUCCAUGAGGCCCUGCUAGAGGCUGUCACCUGUGGCAACACCGAGGUGGCAGCACGCAGCCUCUACUCCUACAUGCAGAAACUGGCACAGGUGGAGAGUGGCGAGCAUGUCACAGGCAGGGCACUGGAAUUCAAGCGCCUGGCGAACACUAAAGCUCACACGUCCAGGUUUGUGACGGCUAACUUGCCCUGCAACAAGUUCAAGAACAGGCUGGUGAACAUCAUGCCGUAUGAGACCACCCGUGUGUGCCUGCAGCCAAUCAGAGGCCUCGAUGGCUCCGACUAUAUCAACGCCAGCUUUAUUGAUGGAUACAGGCAACAGAAGGCGUACAUCGCCACACAAGGUCCUUUAGCAGAGACCACAGAGGAUUUCUGGAGGAUGCUGUGGGAGCACAACUCCACCAUCGUGGUCAUGCUUACCAAAUUAAGAGAAAUGGGGAGGGAAAAAUGUCACCAGUACUGGCCUGCCGAACGCUCUGCCCGCUACCAGUACUUUGUUGUGGACCCCAUGGCCGAGUACAACAUGCCUCAGUAUAUCCUGAGAGAGUUCAAAGUUACAGAUGCAAGAGAUGGACAGUCACGGACAGUCAGGCAGUUCCAGUUCACGGACUGGCCUGAACAGGGAGUGCCAAAAUCAGGAGAGGGCUUCAUCGAUUUUAUCGGGCAGGUGCACAAAACCAAGGAGCAGUUCGGGCAGGACGGGCCAAUCACUGUCCACUGCAGUGCGGGCGUGGGGAGGACAGGUGUGUUCAUCACUCUUAGUAUUGUACUGGAAAGGAUGCGUUACGAGGGAGCUGUGGACAUCUUCCAAACAGUCAAAAUGCUGCGCACACAACGACCAGCCAUGGUGCAGACGGAGGAUGAAUACCAGUUCUGUUACCAGGCCGCGCUCGAGUACCUGGGAAGCUUCGAUCACUAUGCAACAUAAAGGGAGGAAGAGCACACUCAUCUCACCAACACCUGUGUCAAUGUUCUACAAACGCUACAGAAAGUCUCUUGUUCUCUUGAUGCCAUUGUGAAGGGGAAUGUUUUUUGACGUACGAUGACAUCGGAAACUAGUGUGGAGGAGGGGGGGAAAAAAUUACAAAAAUGACAAACUAAAAUGUUUUCUCUCGAGAGCUUCCCAGGGAAGUUCUGUAUCACAGCAAGCUUAUUACCUCAGUGUUCAGUUAUUGAUAUUAAUGUUGUGGUCGCCUUUUUAGAAAUAUUACAACGUGGAUAAAUAAAUGAAACCUCUUUCAAAACAACAACAACAACAACAAAUAUGAUAUGUAAAAAAAAAAACAUUGAAAUCAAAUGCCUGGAAAAUUGCUGCACUCUUUACUGGGAGUUUAACCUGAACUGUAUUUGCCAACAAAAAGAUCAGAGGUGAACUCCAGUCAGCUCCUGUAUGACGAAGGUUUUCAGUGGCGUAAAGGAAGCAGAACUCGUACCUUCUGUGCCUAAUGGAGCAACAACAGCGGAGGGUCAAAGGUUACGGAUUCUCUCGUUUUUUUUCCGGAGGCGAACGGCUGUAUCACUGACUCUUCUUACACUACAUUAUUAAUGUGAUAUAAUCAGCUUCAGUGUCUCUUUUACUCCUGGUCAGUUGGAGCGCUAUUGUGAUUGAACCUUGCCUUUUGAAGAGCUGUCAGAUAUGUCUAUAGAUUUUGUCGGUUUUCGACAGAGCGCCUGUGAAUACUGUUAUUCUGAUGUGUGUCACUCUUUCUCUUUCUUUCCUUUUCUCUCUGUCUCUUUCUCUCUCCACAAAUAUGCUGCUUAUACCCUGUGUGUGAGAGAAGAAAAUGAGUUAGCAACGGCUUAAAUUUAGUCAUCUCCUGAAAAUGGCAAGAAAAAAAAAUACAUGAAGGUUCGAGAUUGAAAAAAAAAAAAUAAAAAAAGCUGCUGGUUUGGUUUGGGCCCACAUGUAAAUGGUGUUCUAACAAUCUGCCUUUAUUGUGUAACGACAUAAACACUAGGGGUAGUAAUAACCAUAACAUGACCAUAUACCUUGGCAGAAAAUAUCAACCUGAAGUAUCUCUACUUCUAAAAACACCGACUCUAAACGUCGCGAUAAGAUUUCCCCUUGCAAGUGAAUUUCGAAGCAUUCUAGCGUUCCUACUAAAAACUGAAAAAGCUUCAUAAAGUUAAAUACAAACCCUUGGCAAAAAAAAAAAAAAAAAGACUGAUUGCAGAAACCAGUCUGAUGUUCCAUUUGUAAUUUAUCUAGAAGAAAACGUUCUGUUUUUGUUUCGUGGAGGACUCGUGUAUAGGCGUAGCACAGAUGAGUUUUAUAUGAGUAGUUCCAGAGGAUUUAGCACAAGCUGUCUGAAAAAGGAGGAAGACGGAGGACAGUUUUUUCAUAGGUCUGAUACUCUUCUCGUCAAGAGACUAAAAGUGAAGCCUUAUCGUCGUCGUCAAAUAUUUAACCAACAUGAUUUUUUUUUAUUUUGGUUUUUCCUGAUAUUAUGCUUGUAUUUUUAACGAUAUUUAUAUUCUUUUUUUUUUUUCGAGUACUUGCUGGAAUAUAAUCGACGAGAUGUUGUGUAGUUGGCAAGCUAACGUGACUGUACAUGGUCCCUCUGUACGUUUUUUUGAUAUUUCCUGUACAAUUCUCUCUUAGAAUGUCCUGUAGGAACGAAACAGCACAAGGCCUGGACCAAGCUUGUUCCUUAAAUAAAAAAUAAUAAUAAUGAUUUCCCAGCCGGGCCAAACAACACUCUUUAAAUGUGUGAAAAUGACCAUGUACUCUGUUUCUUGCCCGAAAGAUCAUCUCUCCAGAGUGUCUGUACUAUAAAUACAAUUCUCCUGCUUAUAAUAUUGAUUAGGCCAAAACAAAUACCAACCAUUUGAAAUACAUUGGAGAGAGAGAUUAAGGGACAUUAAAAUGACCACAUCGACUUAUCGAGCCUGUUGUUUAAAGCACAUACUGAUGGAAUACUGAUGUUAUUUUAACUUUAAUAUUUAUUACCCUUUAUCAUCCGAUCUACUUAUUUAUAUAGGAUUACGACUGAUGUUCGUUGAAAUAUAUGGAAAUGGUUAUGGUGAAAUUGCACAAUAUAUACAGCAUUAUGAUCAAACUUAUGAGCUCUCAUAUGGAGCAUAUGUUCAAAUGCACUUUGCAGUUUAAUAUGGGCUGAAGGGAUAGAGGAGAGAUACGUAUUCUCAAUCCUUGUCCUUUAAGGUAAAGCACAUCUAGAAGAAAGAACUGAAUAUGUAACAACUUUAAACCAACUGUACAAACAGUAUAUACUGUAUAGCCAACUUUUGACUUAUCUUACAAAUACUACAGCGCAUACAGUGUCCACAGAAAAUAUUCAUCCUCUAGUGAGUCUUUCCCUUUUUUUUGUAGUGGUGUAACAGCAAAAUUUCAGUCCAUUUUAAUACAUUAGAAUGGGAUUUUUUUUCCUUUCUCCUUUUGAAGUGAUUAGUUACAGAAAUAAAAUUAAAAGGACUUAUUUAGAUCAUUACAAAUCAAUCAUCUUCAUUGAUAAGGAUUCACAUAGCCAACCCACAUACCCAAUUCUUGUCAAGUGCAUUGUAUUUUUUCAGCAAGUAGUCCUUGGGAGUCAUCAUGGAUAUGUCUCUAUGAGCUUAGCACAUGAGACUCACCCAGUAAUCAAAACCCAUUUAAAUAUCAUAAUGAUGAAUUUAAAUCAUUAAAGCAAACAUGAUAAAGACACACACACACACACACACACACACACAAAAAAAAGGGACACCCCCUAUAUGGGGGGUAGA
Molecule: messenger RNA, 7849 nt
Organism: Clarias gariepinus (North African catfish)
Lineage: Eukaryota; Metazoa; Chordata; Actinopteri; Siluriformes; Clariidae
Product: receptor-type tyrosine-protein phosphatase S-like
Exons: 30
Coding region: 399-5057 (1552 amino acids)
Biological process (GO): protein dephosphorylation
Molecular function (GO): protein tyrosine phosphatase activity; protein binding
Source: RefSeq, a predicted model, not a curated record